CUUGCCGCAGCAUCGUGGUGGACUGCAGCCAUCGCGGUUCUUCCUUCCUCUGGCUACUGGACUGCUCGCCCGUCUCAAGGGGUCUCGCCAGACCAGAACCCCGCACCAGCCCUUUGAGCGACGGAUUUCCCCAUUGAUCAACAUGCAAAGCUUCCUCGCCUUCCUCCUCCUCCACCUCCUCGUCUCCGGCACGUGGGCAGGUACUAAGGAGGCAAAAUUCAUUAGAAUUUGGCCAGAAAAGGCUGUGGUGGAAUAUGGAGGCUCCAUUGUGUUAAAUUGCAGCUCCAACUGUGAGGGAAUUCGCCUUGAGAGCAACUUAAACAAGAUUUCCGCAGGAAAUGGGACGUCUUGGAAAGCCUUCAAUCUCACCAGUGUCAAUGACUGGGAGCCUGAAUCAUUGUGCUUUGCUCCAUCGUGCUCCUCAGUAGCACCUCCGCGUACAAAGAUCACCGUUUACAGCACUCCAGAAUUUGUAGUGCUGGACCCAGUACCAAAGAUGGAGGUGGGCAAAGAGUAUACCUUGACCUGCCAGGUUUCCCGUGUUGCCCCCAUCCGGAACCUCACUGUGACCUUGCUCAAAGGGCAAGAAACUCUUCUGGUGAAGACAUUUGAGAAUCACAUUAAUGUUAAAGCCGAUGAUGUAAUCGUGACCCACAACAUGACCGCUCAGCGGGCUGAUCAUGGCGAGAGGAUUACCUGCCACACAGCUCUGGAUCUGAGACCCGAAGGGCCGCUCUUUGAAAAGACAUCCAGCAGUCAAUCACUAAAGAAUGUUGUUUUUCCAGUGGAUCCCAGUCUCAAAACCCUACCUUCCAUUGAGACCAAUACCGAGAUGACUGUGACAUGUGAUGCGUCUGGAGUUUUUCCAGCUGAAGAGGCCCAGUUUGUAGUCUGGUUUGCAGAGGAGAGAAGGAACUUCAGCAGGAGUGUGUCUGGGGACACAGUGAGUGCCCAGGCUCUGGUGUCCACUUCAUCAGCAGGAGAACAUAAGUUGAUCUGCACAGUCUCUCUGGGACCAGUAACCAGAACUGUAGAGAAGAGAGUGGAUGUGUACAGUUUGCCCAAACCCAUCCUGAACGUUGACCCACAAAGGAGCCUCGUCAACGAAAGCGUGGUCAUUAAUUGCAGCUUGGAUGGCACGGAGUCCCCUGGUAUUGAAAUGCAGAUCAGAGAUGCCAAGGGAAUCUUAGCAACCGGAAGCCCUCCUUUCCUGAUGUUUCCGGUGAAAACGUGCGAAGAGGACGAUGGGAGGGAAUUCAUAUGCCGAGUAGAGUUGACGGUUGACGAUCGCCCGGUUGUAAAAGAGACAUCUGUAAACCUCAUUGUCUUCUAUGGACCGUGGAUGAACGAUUCUAGCUGCCCUGGUAUGUUGACUUGGCAGGAGGGCAGUGAAGAGACUUUUACCUGUUCAGCUUGGGGAAACCCACUGCCAAUGGUUGAAUGCAAGAAAGGUGACAAGGUUUACAACACUGGAGUUAAACAGCUGGUCAACGGAGGGCAUCAUGGCAUCUAUCAUUGCAUUGCCACCAAUGGAUUUGGCUCUGACGUUAGGAAUGUGACCAUACAUGUUGAACCUUCACAGCUCAACAUCCUUGCAAUCAUCCUACCAACUCUUGUGGCGGUUAUUGGUCUUGUGGCUGCAGUGAGCUAUUAUAUGUAUUACCGAAGCUAUAAAAUCGGGGAAUACCGCCUAAGGAAGCAGCAGCAGCAGCAGCAGCGGCAGCAAGAAGCAGGAUGCCCCAUGGAGCAAAAAUGCCUGAAUGGCAACGCACAUAAUGAGACCGUCUAAGUGGACAGGUGGCUGCUAGGAACGGAAGAGGAACUUGGCCCCAUUCCAGCAAAGGUGUAGCGGCUAUCAGCGAUCGUCACCCCACCUAGCUGGGGGCAUAAAGUGGAAAACCAUUCCUCAGGUACGGAACAACAGAUGAGCAGUGCUCUAAUUGGACGUAGCCUUAGAGAUUUCUGCACUUCCAGACAAUGGUCAGUAGCAUUCACUACAAAAGAUGGGUGGGAGAGACUUGUGCCUCAUGUCUUCUUCUUAAGACCCUCCUCUUCCACCCAAGAAUUUCCUCCAGAUUCUUAGCUCAAGAGGUGUUGAGACAGUUGUGGAUGAUUUGAAAGAGUUCUGACGGCAUUCAGUAACUCAGCGGGAAGCGACACUAGGAGAGACCAGGUUGGUGCACUGGAGAGGAAAAACCAGCGCUGGCUUCUUCUCCCAGUAAUGGACAAUCCAGUACUAAACUUUGAUUUCCUGCCAUGUGAAGUGUCUGCCCUGAACCUUUUUGUACCAUCAGAUUUAUUGGGAUUAUCAGUGGGCAAGGACAUGAUCUCACAUUGCGUUUCAGAAAGAAUGUCUAUUUCUGGAGCUAUUCACUAGCAGACUUUUCACAACGCAAGCCAAGAAAAGCCACAUUUCUUCCAUCGCAUGUGAUCAAGUGGCAGGAAGCCUGGAUGGUUUUCUGCUUUGUCUCCUGGUCCGCAAACUCGGGAUUAUCUUGUUCAAAGAUAUGACUCUAAGUCGACUCACAUUUAUGAAUGUCAGCCUGAACUCUGACAUGAAGCUUUUCCUAACCAGGGGAGCCUUUGGAUACUGAAAUGAACUGCAAUAAACAAAGGGCGUGGAGCAGGCCCAAGUCACCCGCUGCAGCUGAAAAUAACAUCCUCUUUAAGGUGAAGGGUAGGUCUUAAAAUGAGGGAUGUUGGGUCAUGCCCAGUUUUCCCACACCUCUGCUGGUAUAAAAGCAUCAGAAUCAGUUCAGGUUUUUUUCUACACAUGAAGCUUUUCUACACG
Messenger RNA from Elgaria multicarinata webbii, 2791 nucleotides. RefSeq names its product intercellular adhesion molecule 5-like. The coding region runs from base 143 to 1789 and encodes 548 amino acids. The record is from RefSeq and is a predicted model, not a curated record. Gene Ontology annotation, molecular function: integrin binding. Gene Ontology annotation, biological process: cell-cell adhesion. Gene Ontology annotation, cellular component: plasma membrane. The transcript is spliced from 7 exons. NCBI's taxonomy places the organism in Eukaryota, Metazoa, Chordata, Lepidosauria, Squamata, Anguidae.